This is a messenger RNA of Prunus dulcis (almond), 1174 nucleotides long. RefSeq names its product triosephosphate isomerase, cytosolic. The transcript has 9 exons. Gene Ontology annotation, cellular component: cytosol. The coding region runs from base 203 to 967 and encodes 254 amino acids. The record is from RefSeq and is a predicted model, not a curated record. Gene Ontology annotation, molecular function: triose-phosphate isomerase activity. Gene Ontology annotation, biological process: glyceraldehyde-3-phosphate biosynthetic process; glycerol catabolic process; glycolytic process. Lineage: Eukaryota; Viridiplantae; Streptophyta; Magnoliopsida; Rosales; Rosaceae.
CCAGAUUCUCCUGGGCCACAACCGUAAUUUCGCAGGAAAAAGUAGGCCAUAGCACAUAGAAUCCACUAAUAAUAAUACCCACUCUUGGGCACCAAGAAAAAGCCGCAGUUAAAAACAAGACCCGAAAAGCGAAAAUCUCACACACACACACACACACACUCUCUCUCUAUCUUGCGAUUUCGUGAAUAUCGAGAUAAAAAAAAUGGGCAGGAAGUUCUUCGUCGGCGGCAACUGGAAAUGCAAUGGAACCUUCGAUGAGGUGAAGAAGAUUGUGAAGAUACUCAAUGAGGGACAAGUGCCAUCACAAGAUGUUGUGGAGGUUGUGGUGAGCCCACCAUAUGUGUUUCUUCCAGUGGUGAAGAGUUCGUUGAGGCCUGACUUUCAUGUUGCAGCUCAAAACUGCUGGGUCAAGAAGGGUGGUGCCUUCACUGGUGAAGUUAGUGCUGAAAUGCUGGUCAAUCUGGAGGUUCCUUGGGUCAUUCUUGGUCAUUCUGAGAGAAGACUUAUUUUAGGCGAAUCCAAUGAGUUUGUUGCCGAUAAGGUUGCAUAUGCACUAGCUCAAGGUUUGAAGGUGAUUGCUUGUGUUGGUGAGACUCUUGAGCAGCGAGAAUCUGGCUCGACUGUGGAGGUUGUGGCUGCACAAACCAAGGCCAUUGCAGCAAAAGUGUCAGAUUGGACCAAUGUUGUGUUGGCCUAUGAGCCCGUGUGGGCCAUUGGAACUGGCAAAGUUGCAUCUCCAGCUCAGGCUCAGGAAGUGCAUUUUGAAUUGAGGAAAUGGCUUCAAGCAAACGUAAGUCCUGAAGUUGCUGCAACAACCAGGAUCAUUUAUGGAGGGUCUGUGAAUGGUGCAAACAGCAAAGAGCUGGCAGGUCAGCCCGAUGUUGACGGAUUUUUGGUUGGUGGAGCUUCUCUAAAGCCUGAGUUUAUUGACAUUAUCAAGUCUGCGGAGGUGAAGAAAAGUGCCUAAAGCGUUGAACCUGAUGAGAGUAGUGUGACUUUAGAUCUCUUGUCUGGGAGGUGGAGAAUCUAUUCCGCACAAUUUUACAGAUACUCUUUUGAGGAAAUAAUUAUGCUUUUUUUCCUCCUUUUUGUAUUCCGAUCAGCACCUGGAUUUGGGUUUUUCUGUAUUAAUAAAUUUUCUUAAGUGCCAAAGCUUUCAAGUAUUUUCGGUCAA